This is a messenger RNA of Capsicum annuum, 1443 nucleotides long. RefSeq lists its product as uncharacterized. The transcript has 2 exons. Bases 534 to 830 code for a protein of 98 amino acids. The record is from RefSeq and is a predicted model, not a curated record. NCBI's taxonomy places the organism in Eukaryota, Viridiplantae, Streptophyta, Magnoliopsida, Solanales, Solanaceae.
CGGUUGACGAUUGAAAGUCAUAAAAAAUUCAGCGUUAAACUAGAAACAAGAGGUGUUUAAAGUUGUUGCAACUUUAUUAAUAGUAUUUUGAUAUACUAAAGGUAUUGUCUUGUUGUGAUAGGAAAAUGACUAACGAUAGUCAAGUGCAAGGUACUGCAACGACUGUGGCAGCGACUAGUACUGCCACAACGAGUCGUACUAAUGCUCCGCCGGCAAUCGCACCAGCGGAGAAACCCGAAAAGUUCACAGGUAUUGACUUCAAGAGGUGGCAGCAGAAAAUGUUUUUCUACCUCACUACUCUUUGUCUUCAAAGGUUCACAUUUGAGUAAGCUUCAGAGGUGCCUGAGGGAACCUCUGAACAAGAGCGAUUUGUGAUUGUGGAGGCUUGGAAACUCUCUGAUUUCCUUUGCAGGAACUAUAUUUUAAGUGGUUUCCAAGAUGAUCUCUACAAUGUGUAUAGUGGAACAAAGACAGCUAAAGAGUUGUGGGGAGCGCUAGAACGGAAGUACAAGACAGAGGAUGUCGGAACUAAAAUGUUCUUCGUUGCAAGAUUCCUGAAAUAUAAGAUGAUAGAAAGCAAGUCUGUUGUUUCCCAAGUGCAGGAACUGCAAGUGAUCAUCCAUGAUCUCCUUGCGGAAGGUUUGAUCGUGAAUGAAACAUUUCAAGUAGCAGCAAUAAUAGAGAAGCUACCACCUAUCUUGAAGAACUUCAAGAACUAUUUGAAACACAAACGUAAGGAGAUGUCUGUCGAAGAUUUAAUCGUAAAAUUGCGUGGAAAGAAGGUCAAGAGAAAAUUCUUCAAUGAAUGGAGCAAAUAUUGUAGAAGGUGACUACAACUCUAAAAAAUGAAAUAAAGCUGAAAAUGAAAGUAAUCGACUCAAGAAGAAAUUCAAGGGAAAGUGCUUCAACUGUGGCAAGAUUGGUCACAAAUCAACUGAUUGUCGGGCCUCUAAGAAAGGCAAGAAAAAAAGACCAAGCAAAUGAUGUGGCUGAGUCCAAGAAAGAAAUGGAUGAUCUGUGUGUCAUGCUUUCCGAAUGCAACUUGCUGGGAAAUCCUCGCGAAUGGUGGAUGGAUUUCGGUGCCACCCUCCAUGUUUGUGCUAAUAAGGAGUUGUUCUCGACGUUUGCUCCGGCUCAAGGAGAAGAAAAACUUUUCAUGGCUAACUCCGCUACUGCAAAAUUAGAAGGAAUAGGAAGAGUAUGCUUGAAAAUGACUUCAGGCAAAGUGUUGACACUUAACAAUGUCCUGUACGUACCGGAGUUAAGAAAGAACUUGAUUUCUAUAUCACUUCUAGAUAAAAACGGAUCCAAAUGUGUAACUGUUUUCGAAAAAGUUGUAAUUAGCAAAGGAGAAGUGUAUGUAGGAAAAGGCUAUCUCACUGAGGGCCUAUAUAAGAUGAAUGUAAUGACUAUUGAAAUCAAUAAAAAUUCUGCUUCUUCUUA